This is a messenger RNA of Trypanosoma cruzi, 666 nucleotides long. RefSeq names its product mucin TcMUCII, putative. Lineage: Eukaryota; Euglenozoa; Kinetoplastea; Trypanosomatida; Trypanosomatidae. The transcript has a single exon. The coding region runs from base 1 to 666 and encodes 221 amino acids. The record is from RefSeq and is a predicted model, not a curated record.
AUGAUGAUGACGUGCCGUCUGCUGUGCGCCCUGCUGGUGCUCGCUCUGUGCUGCUGCCCGUUUAUCUGCACGAAUGCGGUUGUUGCAGAAACAGGUGACCCCAAUGAAUCGCUCACACAAUCACAGGUGCAAAGUACGGGCGACAGUUCUUCAGAUUUAACUCUUGACACAAUCACGAAACCGAAUAGUGCCGGUGCGUCACAUAAGCCAGUUUCGGCCGUUGCGGAAGGGGGAUCAGGCGGGUUGUCCAACACACAGGAUGAAACAAAUGCGUCUGGUCUGCCUGGACCAGGUGUUGGUGACACCGAUUCGCCAGGUUUAACGGGUAACUCCGAUAGUUUGGUGGUAAACAAUUCAGAGCAUGGUAAGGAAAAGUCCAAAACUAAUGAGGUUACGGAAGAGGCACCAAAUAAAACGACCACCACUACUAAGACAAAGGCACCAACAACCACGACGACGACCACAACACAGCCACCAACCACGACGACCACCACCGCACCAGAGGCACCAGGUAAUACGGCCAGGAAUGCAGAGGCGCCAACCACGACGACCACCCGCGCACCGUCACGUCUUCGCGAAAUCGACGGCAGCCUCAGCAGCUCUGCGUGGGUGUGUGCCCCGCUGGUGCUCGCCGUAUCCGCGCUGGCGUACACCGCUCUGGGCUGA